AUGGCCCUGAACGCGUUGAGGAGGAAGAAGCAUCAUGAGCUGGAAUUGAGCCGUAUCGACGGGACGCUGGCCAAAUUGGAAGCGCAGCGCGGCGCUCUCGAGGAUGCGGGCACGAACGCCGAAGUGCUGAACGUGCUGGCCGAGUCGUCGAAAACCCUCAAAAAGGCCAAUAUGGACCUCGAUAUCGAUAAGGUGAACGAUCUGAUGGACGAUAUCGGCGAGCAGAUGGCCGAUUCGGCCGAAAUGAACGAGGCUAUCUCGCGGAAUGCUGGAGGAGAGACGGUAGAUGAGGAUGAACUGAUGGACGAGCUGAGGGAGCUGGAGAAGAGCGCCGCCACGUCGAAACCUCGAAAAGUGGCCGUGGCCGUCGAGGUAUCGGAAGAAAUGGAGGUCGACGAGCUUCCGGAAGUGCCGACCGGCCCGGUUACUCGAUCGAAAAAGGCUCAGGUCAAAAAGCAGGACACCAUGGCUGAGUUGGAGGCAUGGGCCGCCGCUAAU
Messenger RNA from Mesorhabditis spiculigera, 498 nucleotides. The record is from the annotation of a GenBank genome assembly. NCBI's taxonomy places the organism in Eukaryota, Metazoa, Nematoda, Chromadorea, Rhabditida, Rhabditidae.